AGUCGAGUUAACGGAGGCACGCGGGCAGAGGUUCCACCUGGAGGCGCUGGCGGGCCGGGGCUUCCGAUGUUGCCGUCGGGUGUCCGUUUUGCCUCCGCUGGCGGUCCCUGCGUCACGGGGAGGGCAAUGGGGCUGGGCUUCUGGCGUUGCCCCGCGUUGUGAGGUACGUUGAGGGCCGCGCUCUCACCGCAGAGACCGUCACCGCGCCUUUGCUCGCACCGUGACCCCGGCCAUGAUUCCCUUUUGCUGAGACUUGCUGUUGUCCCCCGAGAACCUCCCGGAGCGGCUCCUGGUCUUCAUUCGGCCGGGGGCUCGGGCGGGCUGGCGGGUACGGAUCUCAGCUGAGCCCGCUGAAACUCUCCGCCAUCUGGUUCCGAUGGCAAAGGAGGCGCAGGGCCCGGUGACCUUUGAGGAUGUGGCUGUGUAUUUCUCCCGGGAGGAGUGGGGUCUCCUUAAUUUGACCCAGAGGAGCCUGUACUGUCAUGUUAUGCUGGAGAACUUUGCACUCAUUGGCUCACUGGGUUGUCUGUGUAGACUGCAGGAUGAGGACGCCCCUCGCGAGCUCGGAGAGAGCUGCCGAGUCCGCCUGCCAGAGAAGCCCUCUCUGUGUGGGACGUCUGGACGGGCCUUCCCUGCCGCCGUAGGCUUCCUCCAGCCCCAGGCUGCCCGCGGAGAGGCGGCGCCCCGCGGGAGCCCCGAGUGCAGCAAGGCCUGCCCACCCGGCUCUGCUCGCCAGCGGCAGCAGGGUGGCCACGCGGUGCAGACGCCCUUCCGGUGCAGUGGCUGUGGGCAGGCCUUCCUCCAGGCCUUCACGCUCCUCGACCACCUCGUCGCUCGCGCCAGAGGGCGGCCCUUCAGGGGCCCAGCAGGUGGAAGCAGCCCGCCGGAGAACUCAAGCCUGCUUCCUCACCGGAACGCUCGCCCUGGAGAGACGCCCCACGUGUGCAGUGAGUGUGGCAGGGCCUUCAGUUACCCGUCUAAACUGAGGAAGCACCAGAAGGUCCACACUGGCGUCAAGCCUUUCAACUGCGCCGAGUGCGGGAAGACCUUCAACCGCAAGGACGCGCUCGUCCUGCACCAGAGAAUCCACACCGGAGAGCGGCCUUACGAGUGCGGCGAGUGCGGGAAGGCCUUCAGCGUGCCGUCCACCCUCAUUCGGCACCGGAAGGUGCACAUCGGAGAAAGGCCGUACGAGUGCCGGCAGUGCGGGAAGCUCUUCAAAUACAGCCACAGCUUCGUCCUGCACCAGAGGGUGCACACGGGAGAGAGGCCGUACGGCUGCGGCGAGUGCGGGAAGGCCUACGUGACCCGGUCGGGGCUGUACCAGCACCGGAAGGUCCACACCGGCGAGCGCCCCUACGAGUGUGGCCUGUGUGGGAAGACCUUCACCACCCGGUCCUACCGCAAUCGCCACCAGCGCUUCCACACCGAGGAGCGGGCCCACGAAUGCCCCGAGUGCGGUCGCGCUUUCAAACACGGCUCGACCCUCCUCCAGCACAGGAAGGUUCACGCUGCAGGAAGACCGUAGCGGGCUGGCUGGCAGGCAGGCAGGCAGGAAGCCAUCGGCCGCGGCUGGCUCCUGCUCAAGUUCUCAGUCCAAAAGGGAGGCUGGGGAGAGGGGCCGUUUGCCAGCGGAACCCGACGCCCUCACCAACGGGCAGGCGCGCUGCACUCCAGCCCAGCCGGCUGUUGGCAGUGUUGGGCCAUUGUCAGUUCCUGUGACGGAAGCCGUCCCACCGCUCUGAGCCGGCAGCUCCCGUGGUGUGCAUCAGUGACCCUGUGCGCUCUGGGAAGCCGCCCUCUCCUCCGUAAGGGACAGAGUCACGGGCGCUGGAUUCCAUUCGCGGCCUUAUUCCCUCCCCCGAGGCGGUUGAGGUGCGGACAUGACCUAGCGCUGGCCGACGGUAGCGGAGCAGUGUCUGCAGGGGCUUCCAGGGAAGGUUAGCCAUCUUUAUGGACUCUGUGGACGCCACGUUGGGUCCCUGUCCUGAAUUUAUCCAGCCCUGGGACUGUCUCAAGCAGCUCUGGAAUGUCGAAUAAAAACCUUCCGUGUACGCCACCCUUAAUCUUUGGGCUCUGAUCUCUGUGUGUGGAAGGACUGAGAACCAACCUGGGCUCAUGAAUAGAGGGCGUGGUUUCUCUGGAGGUCCCUGACUGGCGUCCACCUCAGCGGGGACAGCAGGAUGGCAGAGGCCAGCUCCAGUCAAGGUUGGCCGAGUUUGCACUGGAGCUUCAGACCUCCGGGGGGAGACUGAAGGGCUCUGUGGGUGGAUCUCUGGCCUGGAUGUCGGGUCUACCUCUGGGCCCAGAGUUUGCCUGAAGAAUGGAGUGGUGGGGAGAAGAUCCCUGUGUGACUGGGGACAGGCACCAGUUGGGCUCCUUGUUUCUGGGGUAAGUUCUGCAACCUCCAGCGCUGGCCAGAAGCUGCUUCUAGAAUCAGCUCAGAGGCCGAGCUCUCUGAAACUGAGAACGUGGAGGUAAGUUUGAGAGUGGCUGUAUGUCCUGCAGGGGCUGCUGGGCAGAGUGAGUGGGCACAGGAGCACGGAGAGGAGUCCUGUGGAGCAGGGGCCUUGGCACACAUGAGGCUUGAGCUAAUUCUAAAGAGGAAUCCAUGGAUGUGCCAGGAGCAGUUUCAGGGGGUGAGGCGGGCCGUUUCUCAGGAAUUUCAAGCCUGUUUCUGGUGUCCAAGGUCGCUGUCAGCAAAUAGCCUACAGGUUCCUUGGAUCCUCAGAGCCUUCCGGGCAUGUUUACCUCCUGGCCGUCACCCUGGGGCUGAGAGAAGAUCCUGUCAUUCUGGGAUGCAGCUUUCGUGACCUGGUUGGGAUUCCUGGUGUGUCUGCACACCACAGCCUUGACUUUUUGCUGUUGCUGUCACAGGGCUCCAGGGAAGGAAGUUGUUGAUUCACAUAUAGAUCCAGAUCUGUCGGUUGUGGGCCCUUUGAUUUUUCAAAUGUUGGAAACUACUCUUUUACAAGGUAAAUGUCAGUUCAGUGAAACUUGUUAUCACUGUGGUUGUCACCAUGUCCCUGGUCUAUAAAUAGUGCUUCACAUCAAGAAGAAAACGUUAGUGGAGGCGUGUUUGGGGAGAGCCAACAACAGACUGGAGGCUUUGGGCUGAGUGGUGCUCAGCCAGGACCAUGUGUUGGGGUUGGAACCCACUGCUGCUGCCUUUAGCUUCAGCAGUUUCCCCUCAGCCACCCCGCCAGCAGGAGGGGCGGCAGCCGUGGGUGCAGGGAGCUCUCGGCCAGUCUGCUCGGCGUCUCCAGUGCCGUGAGGCACACGCCACCCCAGGCCUGCUGGGGCCCUUGUGUGUGUAAUCCCUGUGUGUGAUCAACUGUCUGCCUUCAGCGUGGAGGUCUGUAUGGAGCAGAGUCAAAGUCUGGCAGAGCCAAGCAGGGCCCAGAUGUCCAGGCAGGUGGGGGUCAGGGCACUGACCAGACUCUUCACCCCAACCGACAGGGUGGCAUGACCUGUCUCCUGACCUCACGGCCUGCUUCUCCCCCAUGGUCCCUCCAUGGGUCAUCCCUGCCUGGUGCCUCUGCACUGCCGCUCCUGGCUGAAAAGGUUCCUGGAGUCCCCUCCUCAGAUUUUCCUGCCAGCCUAAAAGCGGGCAGUAGCGGCAUCACUGUCACUCUCACCUGUGCUUCAUUCCUCUCAGAGCUGCGGUUGCUCUGCAGUGACCGUAUCCUUUGGUCCCUUUGCACGUUAAACCUUUGUAUUGCACAUCAGAUGGAGAUGAAAUGCAUCUACCGCGGAGCUCAGGCAAAAGCCUGGUGCCCAGUAGGACCCCAGGGGAUGUCUGGUGGCCCUGAGGGAUGGUACACAGCCCUGUCGGAGCUGACCCUGGGGAAGGAGAAGGUAGGAGACCUCAGGGAAAGAGUGGUGCUUACCCCGUCCAGCUGCUGAGCCCUGGAGACUUCACUCCCCUGGCAGGAUGAAAUCCACAGGCCCCUCCUGCGUGAAACUGACAUUGUAGUAGGGUGGUGUAGACCGAAGCUGUGUCCCCCCCCCAAUACCUAGGUUAAAGCCUAACCCACUCAGUGUUCUGUAUUUGGAAGUGGGGCCUUUGGGAGGUUGAUGAGGUCUUGAGGGAGGAACCCUUGUGACUGGGAUUAGUGGUCUCAUAAGAGAGGCCCCCAAGGACCCCCUCUCCUUCACUGUGAGGACACAGAGGAUGGCUGUCAACCAGGAAGCAGAUCCUCACCUGACACCAAAUAUCCUGGCACUGUGAUCUUGCAUUUUCCAGUCUCCAGGACUGUGAUAAAUUUGUUAUUUUAAAGCCUUCCAGUUUGUAUUUGUUUGAUCAGUUGGAAUGGACUAAGACAUGGGAGACAGACAUCCCUCACUGGCAGCUGUGAGCAGGGCUGUGACGGGCCCUUCAGUGUGUCAGUGAGCCCCUCCUGGUGCACCUCAUCUCAGGACCCGAGU
Messenger RNA from Odocoileus virginianus texanus, 4428 nucleotides. It is a transcript of the gene ZNF584, whose product is annotated as zinc finger protein 584. Gene Ontology annotation, biological process: regulation of transcription by RNA polymerase II. Lineage: Eukaryota; Metazoa; Chordata; Mammalia; Artiodactyla; Cervidae. Gene Ontology annotation, molecular function: RNA polymerase II cis-regulatory region sequence-specific DNA binding; DNA-binding transcription factor activity, RNA polymerase II-specific. The record is from RefSeq and is a predicted model, not a curated record.